AUGUUGCGCUACGGUCUGGUGCUGCUGCUCGCCUUUUCGACGGCUUUUUCCCUACAAUGCUUCACGUGCGACGAGGAGACGUGCUCGGCAGAAGAUCGCGUUGAGGGCUGUGACCCGUCCACCAAAUGCUAUACGCUGACCACGAAGGAUGGGCUUGUGAUUCGCAAGGGUUGCACAACCGAUUGCAGCCGAGAGGCGUCGUCUGCUGGCGGCCUAGCCUGCUCGACGUGUGAUGGAGAAUUGUGUAACCGCGCUCGUAACGAGCAGCGCACACAAAUCGGUGGUGGCGCCGAGCCGGCUCCUCCAGUCCCAUCGAUCGGUGGCGGAGCCGUUCCAACGCCCAAAUCGGCUUCUCAAACUUCGUUGGCUCUGCUGAUGGGCGCCGUCAUUGCUCGGAUCUUC
This is a messenger RNA of Mesorhabditis spiculigera, 402 nucleotides long. The record is from the annotation of a GenBank genome assembly. Lineage: Eukaryota; Metazoa; Nematoda; Chromadorea; Rhabditida; Rhabditidae.